UCAGAACGGUUUUGCCUUUGGACAGAAAAGCAUCCGCACUUUUGCUACCGUCAGCGUUAGUACUGCUGUAUUGUUAAAUAGUUGUUGUUUUUACUUUGGCUACAAUGAAACAUUAUUGCAGAUGAAGUGAGGAUCGAGACAGUGAGUGACAUCUAUGUUACUCAACAGAGGCAGUGAUGGGGACAAACAGCCAGAGCGCCACCAUCAUGGAGACUGAAGAUGAUGUCCCAGAUCCUGCUCAGUUUAUCGAUGACACUGCAGCGUGCAUUGUUUCUGUGAAAGGCUUAAAGGAGAACUGGCAGAAGUGGUCUGAUGAGCACCGGAAGUACCAGAAGCACAACCCCUUCAGUCACGACACCAGGUCCAGUGUGGCGGUCCCUCAAAGGGGGCAGGACGAUUAUGGGAGACCCCUGCAGGGCUCUGUGACGGAACAACGGGGGAAGGAUGCUCACACACACAUCAGCAGAGAAGUUGAGGAACUCUGUGAAGUGAUCAGGAACAUUGGAGAGACUGGAGACAAAGAUGGGGGUGGAAGUGGCAGCAAUGAGAAAGUGGUUACCGUGAAAUUUAGGAAACUGUUUGAGCAUUAUGUGACGAUCUCUAAUAAACUGGUGGGGAUUCUUCUACGAGCGAGGAAGCAGAGGCUGGUUGACUUUGAGGGGGAGAUGCUGUGGCAGGGAAAAGAUGACCAUGCAGUUAUCACUCUGUUGCACUUGGAUUAGUGUUUAUGCCUUGAUUCAUGUUACAUGCAGUAUAUGCAGUGUCAUGCAGCUAUUCCAUGGCAGCACUUACUGUAGUAUUCAUAUAGCGUGGGCCGUUGUACAAAUUGUACUUUAGUCAUAUCAUGGCACUCUUAUUAAGAAAAAAUAGCUGUUUUUCUUGCUUGCACAAGUAAAAACCUCAGAGGCUGAUAAGUCACACCACCUCCCUGAGGAGAGUACAUUAGGCAUAUAUUUUCUCUUCAUGCUAAAACAAACAAUCUACAAAAGAUUUACAAAGAGCAGAUAUAGAAAAAAGUCACAACUAAAAACACUGUUAUGAAUUUAGGUCAUACAGUGUAAAAUUAGCAAACAUUUGUCAUCAGUAUGUUGAUACAUGAAUUUUCAAAGCACUCAAAAAAGAAAAAUCAUGUCAAGGGGAAUAUAAUCAUGACAGGAUAUGCCAAGCUAAAAAUUAAACACAAAUAAAGAGAAACACCAUGGUCAUAUGUUAAAACUUCACAACAGAGAUAUGACACUAUCACUAACUUUUUAACGUGGGGAGUGAGCAGCUGCAAUGAAGUCAGAGUGGUUAAUGAGUCUGAACCAAAGGCAAAGAGAACAUGAGGCUGCCAGUGACAGACAAUAUGGUGCUAUAGGAUGAACUUGAUCCGACUGUGCUUCGAGCAUGUAUUUAUUACAAGUGUGCUUUGUAAUUUACCUUGUGACAGUUUGAAACGUUGUAUACCUGCACCACACUGAGCUAGAUGUAUAAUAAACUACAAAUGCUGCUUUAAUGAAAUGAAAGCUACACAGUAAACUAUGCCCUAACUGAUAUACGCCAUAAUAUCUGCUGCUAUUAAAAGUAAUGGGCCAUGGAAACUAAUGAAUGUUUUUCUUUAGC
Cottoperca gobio is the source of this 1602-nucleotide messenger RNA. RefSeq names its product actin-binding Rho-activating protein. The transcript is spliced from 2 exons. Gene Ontology annotation, molecular function: actin binding. Gene Ontology annotation, biological process: positive regulation of transcription by RNA polymerase II; positive regulation of Rho protein signal transduction. The record is from RefSeq and is a predicted model, not a curated record. Gene Ontology annotation, cellular component: sarcomere. Lineage: Eukaryota; Metazoa; Chordata; Actinopteri; Perciformes; Bovichtidae. The coding region runs from base 177 to 722 and encodes 181 amino acids.